Scedosporium apiospermum is the source of this 1029-nucleotide messenger RNA. RefSeq lists its product as uncharacterized. The transcript is spliced from 7 exons. Bases 1 to 1029 code for a protein of 342 amino acids. Lineage: Eukaryota; Fungi; Ascomycota; Sordariomycetes; Microascales; Microascaceae. The record is from RefSeq and is a predicted model, not a curated record.
AUGGCAACUUCUUUGAGAUCGUUUGCGGUGCUAUUCGCACUCCUGGCCGUCCGGGUCAUGGCGGACUGUGUUAGUUACGGCAUUGACUAUGCCAACGGAGGCCAAUACUACAUCGACGCAGGCUCGAACCAGUAUUUUAGCUUUGUCUCCGUCUUCCAGGGCUGUCAGCAAGAAGCCAUCAACCCCGUCCUCGUGGACCCCUUGGACAACUACUACUCCUGCUCCACUAUCAGCACUCAGCCCGAUGGCCAGCAGGUUACUUCCACUUGUGGUAUUCCCUUCUCUGCCAUGCGGUCUGGUAACUGGAAGAUUAUUAUCUCUGGCGACCAGGUCAACGUGCAGCGGACCAUUAGCUUGACCGUUGGCCUCCCCGAAACCUCUACUGUCACGGCCACCCCCACGAUCGUACUUGGAAUCACCAGCACCCCCAGGGCAGUUACUGUCCACACCACCGUCGACCAGACAAUGACCCUCAUUCUUGUGCCCUCGACCGUAACUGCUCCGUGCGGCGCCGGGCAGACCCAAACCGUCACCGACUACCAGAGGGUACCGACAGUCGUUGUCGAGGAGACUGUCACUCGCACGGAGACCAGCGGACAGGUCACCAGCUACUGGCAGACGACCGAGACCACUCAGGCUAGAUGCCACUACCCCACCAAGAAGCGAGAUCUCGAGGGGCGCGAAGAAGCCGCCGUCGCUGCGCAGACCGUCACUUACACGCAGACGACCUUCACCGUCACACAGACUGUCGUCACCACCAUUCCCCCAAAGACCACCACCGAACUGGCCUUCAGGACACUCACUACCACCAUCCAACCCCCUCCCACUACGGUUUGCCAGGGAGGUGGCGGCCAGAACGCCGUCAUUACCGUCAACCCCAACCGUCCUGCUGUCACGCAGACAAACCUUGUCUAUACGACGAUCCGCUCUUCGGGUACUGUCUGGGUCGGACAAACUGCAUACACCACCAUCAGCAACUCCGCCAGCGCGACUCAAUGCUGGAGGGCCGGCGGCUGGUAUGGUGCUUAA